AUGAAGGCGUCUCGCGAUCUAUUGAAAGAGGCGUUCAACCUAACGAGAAGCCGGUUCCCCGCGUUAGCCGCUACGACCCUGUCGCUUGAAGACCCUUCCCAUCCAGUCAUUGCUGAACGGAUCAAAUAUAUCUAUGACAAUACCGUGUUCGGCGGAAAACAUUCGCGGGCCCGCCUUGCCCUGGAUACCUACGAUGCGAUUAAGCCGACAAGUGAUCCGGAUCAACGGCUCCUUGUUGCCCAGACAGCAGUAGCCAUUGAAAUGUUACAAGCCUACUUCCUCGUUUUGGACGACAUUGUUGAUGGCUCAGAAACACGUCGAGGCCAACCGUGCUGGUUUCGUCGGCCGGAUGUCGGCAUAACAGCCAUCAACGACGCCCUGUUGCUGGAGGUGUUCAUGGACGAGGUCAUCAUCGAUGCGCUCAAGAACCACCCGAAUUUGAGCCGGAUCCACGAUGCGUUUCGAAAGUCUAAACGAACAACUGUCGUCGGUCAGAAUCUCGACUCGCAUUUGGAAAGGAACUUUGACGCAUUUACUUGGGAACGGUACGAAGCAAUGGUGUUGCACAAGACUGCAGACUAUACAAUAUGGCUUCCCACGCAGUUGGGCGUACUUGCUGCUGACGCGUGUUUCGACAUGGAGAUGGCGAAAAAUCUGUGCUAUAGGACGGGCUUUUUAUUUCAAGCACAGGACGAUUUCCUGGAUGUUUAUGGUGAACCAAAAGUGACUGGAAAAGUUGGAACCGAUAUCCAGGAGGGAAAAUGCACUUGGCUCAGCGUGCGAGCGAUGCAAUUACUCGACAAGAAGCCGAAUGGUAGACGUGAAUUUGAGAAUCUCUACGGCAAGUCCGAGCCGCCGACCGUCGAGGCUAUUCGUGAUAUUUAUGGCUCUUUGAAGCUCAAGGAUGAAUUUGAGCGCUUUGAAUGUACAUAUUCGAAGGAAUUAAUUACGGAUCUGGAGAAAUUUUCGUUUGCCCCGGUGCGCACGGUGCUGCUCGAGCUGCUGAAUCGAAUUAUUGGGCGAAAGAAA
Molecule: messenger RNA, 1029 nt
Organism: Mesorhabditis spiculigera
Lineage: Eukaryota; Metazoa; Nematoda; Chromadorea; Rhabditida; Rhabditidae
Source: the annotation of a GenBank genome assembly